Messenger RNA from Mytilus trossulus (common blue mussel), 10944 nucleotides. RefSeq lists its product as uncharacterized. The record is from RefSeq and is a predicted model, not a curated record. Bases 1019 to 8041 code for a protein of 2340 amino acids. NCBI's taxonomy places the organism in Eukaryota, Metazoa, Mollusca, Bivalvia, Mytilida, Mytilidae. The transcript is spliced from 2 exons.
CUUUGUAUGUAAUUAAGUGCCCUUCCAGGUGGAGUGAAUAACAAGGCCUGGACAUACAUGCUAAUUUGAUUAUCUCUAAACUGACAAUUGAUAUCUAAUCACCUGGAGAAAUAAUAAUUAAUGCAAAUUGUUUAUAAUCCAGUUUUAAGUUGGAAAGGAAUAAAGUUAGUUUGGGAGAAAAGUUUGAGUUGGAGAUGUCAUAAGUGAAUUAUUUGGACAUCUUGUUUUAUGGACAAUAACUUUUGUGUGUGCAUUCAACAGUCUGCAAAGUAUUAACUGUAUCAAGUUUUUAAUUGACUAGUUCCAGAUUCGCUUACAAGGUUUUAAAUAAGGUUUAAAAACUGUCACAAAACAAAAGUACAAACCAUAAAGAACCAUUGAAAACCUUAAAAGGUUGCAGUUUUAAUUUCAUUGCUGUGGAAUUGAUUAACAGUGAUAAAAGUUUUUACAAGUGACAUUUAACUUCAAAUAAACAUUUUCUAUGUGGUGAUGUGAAGACCAGGGAACUAGCUUGACGGCAGAAUCAAGAUCGUUGGCUUUGAUAAUUAAAGAUUUUUACCUGGGGACAAUAGAUUCUAUUUAUCAACGGAGUGUUUGGCACAGGCAUUCCUUGUUUAAAUUGAAAGAAGUUCCAUUGUCGUAUAGGUGCUAUAGACUAAGUGCAUAAAGUGGUAAAUUGUUUAUUGGCCAAACAGCAAUUCUCUACCUGAGGAAUCAGGCAACAAACUUCUCCGAUUUCUAUAAAUAACAUGCUCAGGUAGAGCCAGCCCUCACGGCACCUAUUCAUAAAUUGUCAUUACUUUCUGAGACACUUUAUAAUACACCUGGAACACAGCAUCUAUUGGUUGACAAGUUUUUACCUGAUAUCGGAAUCACGUUUUAAGGGGAUCGGCAAAUAAGACAUAGGUUCCAUAUUGAUGACUUAUGUUUAGCAGACGACAGUCUCAUUGUUACCUGUGACUGAGAAACUUUAAAAAACUUUUCAUACUAUGGAUAUCCAGUGUGAUAACUGCAAGACAUGUCAGAAGAUUCCACUAAAACAGAGGAUGAUGGGAAUGAUCUAAACAAUCACAAAGGACGAAGUCGACUUUGUAAACAGUGCAAGUUUCGUUGUACCGAUCCAAAGGAAUUUCUGGAUCAUCAGAAGUUCGCACAUUCUCAGGACACCGAUCCAGACUUAAUACGCUCAUUGGGAGGAAGGAGACGAAAAAGUCAACCAACGAAAAGAGCAGAAUCUAGAUCAUCUACUGAUCAGGUUCCUGAACAAAACUCAUUACCCACAAGUGAACAAUCUAAAAAAUCAAUAGAUAUUUCUAAUAAAUUAGAUACAUCAAUAACGGACAAAACUGAACAAAACAUAAUGGGAGAUAACCCAGACCGUAUAGAAGAACCUAUGGGUGAUAUUGAAGACCUAGCACACAUGAAUGGUGAGAGGGACUUUGAUCAGCAUUCAAAUUUAAGUCAUGAAAUGGAAGAUGAUGAAGGUCGACUUAUUAUAGCCGAGGAUCGUGAGGACCAAUCACCAAGUGGCAUCAAAACACCCACACGUAGUGGCAACAUUCAGAAUCGUACUUACGUAUGUGGACAAUGUGAUUUCAGCUCUACAAGUGCAAAAACUUAUCUGCAUCAUCAAAAAGAUGGCCACAAUGCAGACAUAACUAUCUAUGAAUGUAACAUUUGUGAAUAUGCAACAAAAUACAAGCAGAAACUUCCACGUCAUCACAAACUGCACUUCUCUGGAAAAGAUAGCAGUCUUCUACUGAAUGGCUCAGAUCUCGAUAGCAGUUUUUCAGAAAAAGAUAAUAAAAGUACCGCUGGAAGUGACAUAAUUAGAAUGAAUGUUCCAAUGCACGAUGAUGAGGAAGACGAGGUAGAGGAGGAGGAGGAGGAAGAGGAAACUCCCAUUACUACUGUCAUACCAGAGGCUCCAGAGGGAGAAAAGAAAAAGAGAAAAACAAGACAAGAGGUUGAUCCUGGAAAGUACUUUGAAGUCUUUGAUGAAACUGGAAUCAAAUAUGCCUGUUCUAAAUGUGGCAAUGUUUACAAAUGGCGAAAAUCUUUGAACAAACAUUGGAAAGAAAAACAUAUUGGUGAUCUUCCCGAUUCAAGUAAGCCUCCUCCAGGAUUAGCUAAGCUUAAUGCAGUCAGCAAUAUGAAAUAUCGUUAUCCCGUGCCACCGUCUGAGAGAAGUCGGUUGACAGCUAUGAAUCAUUCAACACCUCAUUCUGGAACAUCAACUCCAGUCAUGCAUGAAAAGAUGGAAGAUAUGUCAGUUUCACCUGUUGUCAUGCCCAGGUCUAUUGGACCAUUCAUCAGCAAUGCACCAACUUAUUAUCAACAGCAAAAAAUGCAACAACAUCCCAGGAUGAGUCCGGACCUUGGAUAUAACCAACAUAGUAGGAGCCUGCCUAGAGAAAGAUCUGGCAACAGAGAUGAGCAGCCCCUUGAUUUCUCCUUUCACAAAGAAAUGAAUUUAUCUAUGAAUAAGAGUAUGGAUUACAACAAGAACCGAGUAAGAUUAGAUCAGAUGGAUCAUGGGAUGUUUCAGAAGUAUCGUGGUAUUAAACAAGAACUCCAAUGGGGAGAUAAUCAAAAUGGAGAAGAUUUACAAAAAGAAGAAGCUAAAGAUGAGAACCCUGUACUUCAGUGCUCACGUUGUGGCUUCAUAGCUAAAACUUUAGUUGAUUAUAGCUCCCAUAUGACUCUACAUCUCAACAAGCGUGCAUUCAAAUGUGCUGAAUGCCAAGAACAUUUUAAUGGCGUUGAUGAUUUGAACAAACAUUUCGCUGAAAAUCAUCUUGAAAAAAUCCAAGAGCAUAAAGAAGCAAUUCAGAAAAUACCUCAUGGACUGCAACAGACAUAUCAUCUUCUCAAAAUGCCACUGAACAACAUAGCCUCUCAGGAAAUAUCAACAACAACAGAACCAAAAUAUCUGAAAUGUAACAUGUGUGAUUUCGUUGCAAAAUGGCCAGCUGAGCUUCAAAAACAUGCUGUAUCACAUUCUGAGGAACGACCCUUCAUUUGUAUGGUGUGUGGAUCUACAUAUAAAUGGAAAUGGGACUUAGUCAAACAUUUUGAAAAAAGUCAUAGCACACUUCAGAAUCCAUACAAGCGCCGUGAACAAAAUACACCAACUGCAUCAGCAAAGACCACACCAAGUACACCUCAGUCAACCCCAUCUCCAUAUGGAGGGAAUAGCAUGUAUGGUGGAUCUCUGCAGAUGUUGUCGACUGCUGCAGCUGCUUUGGUGGACAAGGAUCAAUUUGGUCACAAACGAUUUUCUAAUAGUUAUCUACAAGAAUCUAGCAGCAAGAAACGUAGAUUAUCUGACACUGAAUUAAGUUUACUGGAAGAUACAAAUAACAAUUUGUCUCGUGAUGGUUAUAUCACUGCUGGAUCAGUUGAAUAUCAAUCUAAUCGUGCUUCUUCAGAACCACCAAAGAACAAUGAUUUAUAUGGUAAAGGUGGCAUGGAGAGAUCGUCCUUUUCAACUUUGAAAGAAAUGGAAAAUUUGAUCCCAUCAUCAGAUGACUCUAACCAAUCAGGAAGAGAACAUUUCAUUAAGGUCAAAGAUGGUUUGACCAUGAAAGACGCUGAUGGAACUGAUAUUCUGUUACCGUACAAAUGUAGAUUAUGUGAAUAUCGAGCCAGAUGGCCAUCUGAAAUACAACAGCACAUGAAAAAUCAUUCUGAUGAGAAGCCUUAUCAUUGCCCUAGAUGCAGCUAUAAAAGUAAAUGGAAGUGGGAUGUCGUCAAACAUUUGAAACGUUGUGGAGGCGGAACCAUUAAAGAUGUUAUUGACACAACCAAAAUUAGAAAACUACCGCCACCAAAUGUAACUGUCAACACAGAGGGAGCAUUCCAUCAAGAUACACCUCAGCCAUUUAGACCACAUAGCGAUAUGCAAGAAAACAUGCAGCCAAGAUUUGUCUAUAAUGGAUUUAUGCAGAACAUGACUGAAAAUGAUCAGAAUGAGAAAGUUAUGACCUAUGAAUGCCUCGAAUGUCCUUUUGUUGGAAACAGCCCUGCUGAACUCAAACGUCACUCUGUCUUACAUUCCGAGAAUAAACCGUUCAGCUGCACCGUAUGUGGAUAUAGUUCAAGAUGGAAAUGUGAUCUUAAGAAACACAUGCGUACAUACGGACAUGAGAACUCUUUUAUGCCCCAGUCUGAGGAUUCAUCACCAAUGUAUUUGCAAGAUAAGUUUAAACUUGCACACAAAAAUCAUCAUGAAAACCAAAUGUCACAAAUGCAGCAGGAAGAUGAAAGACAGCUUUACAAGUGCGACCAGUGCCAAUAUGCCACGUACAAAAAAUUCAGCUAUCAGGCACAUUUGAAGAUGCAUGGUUCAGCCAACAUUCCACAGGAGACUAAUGACAAAUUUAAAUGCAAGCAAUGUCAUUUCAAAGCACCAGACUUGCCAUCAUUCCUUCAACAUAAGAAAACACAUUCCACAAAUUCUGUAGCUUCACCGGCGUCACAACAAAACGCUCCAUCACCAUCAUCACAACAGAAUGGAUCAUCAUUAAUCAGAAAUGAUGAUGAAAAUUCAUCAUCCAUGGACGUCUCUAGCCGAACACUUCAUAAACAUCGACGUAAACCAUCUCAACCCUCACAGCAAUUCAAGUGCUCAAAAUGCCACUUUACAUCAUUUUCAAAGUCUAGCAUCAUGAUGCAUGAAAGUACCCAUGAACCUGAAAAAAUGGAAGAGGAUAAUAAUGAAGGCCAAGAGGAUGAAUACGAUGAUUGUAAAAUAGUUGGAACAGACCAAGAGUACCAGCUUGAUGCAUCUGACAUGAACCAGUCCCAUAAUAAUAAACCACUCAAUUUCUCUGGUGCUUUAGAUCUAACUCGUUCAUCAACUCCAGUAUCUUCAGCACAACAGCAAAAGCCUACAGUGUCAAUCCAUCACCAUGCUGCUAGGACUGUCAACCAGCAACCAAUCAACCCAGCAUAUCCAUUCCAUUGUGAAUGGUGUCCAGCUAUGUUUCCAAACCUGGCGACUGUGUAUCAACAUGCAUCCCAGGUCCAUCCAAAUGAGUUGAAGGCACAAGAAACAAACGACAAACCACAGUCAUCUACUGGAAUGAGUCUGCCUACACGUCAGCCAGUACCAGUAUCAAAUGCCAACACUUUUGAGCAUCCAAUAUCUAUGACACCAAAACAAGCGUUACCACAACUUCAGGCACAACUUCAACAGAAUCCUAUGUUUAACUUGUACAAAUAUCGUCCAAUUGAGCCAAAGCCAUCAUCUGCCUCAGUUCAUACAACUCCGUCAGUGGCCUCAAUGCCAUCCACAGUGUCUGCCUUGACACAGUCACUCCAUCAAAGACUUAAUGAUAGCCGUGCUCAAAACGCUGUCGCCAUGCAGCUCCAACAACAAGCAAUGGCCCGUGCUAAGAAAUCUACAAGUCCACAAAAGAGAGGGCGAUCAUUCCAAUGCACAAAAUGCUCGUUCACUGCUCCAAAUGCUGUAACUUACCUACGACAUAUUGAAAGACAUGGAAGCAACUGCCGUCAUACCUGCCGAUUCUGUGACUAUAGCAUUGAUAGGUUGAAUCUGUUGUAUCAGCACAUGAAAGGAACUCAUGGGGAUGUUUGGAGGGGUACACCAGAGGAGAAGAUCCGUCUCACACCAAGUGGGAAAGGAGAAGACAAGAGAUGGGGCAUAGAUUCAGAAAGUUUAAACAGCUCCUUUGAUGGAUCAGAUUAUGGACAAGAAAUGGACAUGCAAGAACAAUUGGAAGAAUCUGCAAACAGAGAAAUGAAAAUUUAUAGUACAAUGGCAAUUAAUGGACAAAAACCAGUACUGACUAUACGUGGAAUGGCAAACUGGAGAGGAAUUCCAAUACAACUCUGCAUGAUCAAUGGUCGUAAAAACUACAAAUGUCCAAGCUGUUCAUACGUUAGUAGUAAUGCCGCCAACACUGGAAACCAUGCUCGUCAACACAACUGUGGGAAGAAAUAUUGCUGUGAUGUAUGUAAUUAUGGCGCAGACAAUCUUAAACUCAUUUAUAACCAUAAAGAUAGCAUUCAUCCAACAGAGCCUAUCUUCGUAGAAAAAUAUGAAGACACGCCAUUUACCGAGUAUGAAGGUACCAUUGAUGAAAAUGGAUGUUCGAACAAGGGACCAAUGAUACUGCCAACAUGCACAAAAUGUCCGUUCAAAUGUAAAACUAUCAAGAAACUUCAACAACAUAUCAUGUUACAUGGAAGUGGUGAGAAACACAAGUGUGAAUAUUGUGAUUUCCAUGUUGGAACAAUCGAAGAACUGUUACAGCAUCUUGUUGUACACCGUGAGCCAUAUGAACCAAAGUUAGAGUCCUCUGAUGACGAGGAUAACGCAAGGUCGACAGAACAAAGUGACAGCCAGAUUGAACAACCAGUAUUGACUGAAGUAAGAAUGAACAAUAUAUUGAACAAACUAUCGAACAAUGCCGGACAAAUACGUUACAAAUGUUCACGUUGUGCUUUUACGGCCUACAGAAAGAGCAGCCUAUUUAAUCACUCUGAACUUCAUCUUAAGCACCCAAAUAUGGGAGAAAAAUUUGUACAGCGAAUGGGAAAUGACGAUUUUACUAAUGAACAAGCCGACAAGUAUUUCCAAACUUUAAUUAUUGAUCCCAAAGAUGAAAAAGGUCUUGAAAUCCUAAAAAAUGCAAACACAACAGAAUUUUCUGAUCAUGAAAUGGAAGAUGAGAAAGAGUUUAUGGAUGAAGGAGAAUAUAUGGAUGAUUUGGAAGGAGGAGAAUUUGUUGAUGAUGAAAUAGCUCACUUAGAACAAGAAGACUUAGAAGGCAAUUCGGCUAAGUUGAGGAGGAAACAUUUCAGUGGGGAGGAAUCAGAUGACAGUCUUGCAGAGAUGGAUCCUAUUGCUCUACAGCAACAAAUGUCAAUGAAUUUGUCUGGGAACAUAACUCAAAAAGUCCGUUACUCGUGCAAUCAGUGUCCAUAUCGAUGUAAUGCAUUACGAAGCUUCAAAUGUCAUAUACACAUGCAUGGUCUAAAUAAAAAGUACAUUUGUGAUUUCUGUAAUUGGAGUGCUGAUAGGUUAAACUUGUUGUAUCAGCAUCGUAAAGUUCAUCAGGCAGAGGUCGGAUUCAACGUUGCGCCUUCAGAUAUCGUUUUCCUUAACAGAGACUUUGCAUUAGAAAACAAUAAAAGUGUUAUAAAUGACUAUUCAGUUAAAAGUUCAUUGUUAGAGGAAAAACUGAACCGAAUAACUACUGCAAGAACAGCAGACGGGAAGAAAAUUUACAUUUGCAAACUUUGUCCGUUUAGCUGUAGCAGUAAGAACAGUUACACAUAUCAUAAAACCUUACACAAAAUUUCUGCGAGAUACACAUGUAACGAGUGUUCCUUCAGUGUGGAGCGAGUGAAUUUGUUAUCCCAGCAUAUGAAACUGCACAAACGUGAUGCUACUUGUUCACCAACUAGUGACAUAUAUGACAAUAAAAACAAUGAACCAUCAACUCCAGAAUUUGCUCCACAAGUAUAUUUCAAUGGACAAGGUUCAAUGGAAGACAGUGAUGUCAGCCAAGAAGAAGAGUACAAAGAGUUCAAAUGUGACCGUUGUCCAUUUAGCACACCUUCUAAAGAUGAGUUAGAUAAUCAUGAACAUCAGCAUAGCGAAAGAUCACAAAAUUCAUGUCCAUAUUGUGACUUUAGCUGCUUGAAAGAAGAGCAACUCGUUGAGCAUCUUCAGUGCCAUUUUCCAAGUACAAAAAUUGACAAUGAAACAUUUAAAUCCAUAAUCGAAAAGCAAGGAAAGAAUAGUGAAAAACCGCUAAAACCUGAAGUUCACUUGGUUAAGAAAUCCAAGAGUAAGGAAGAAGAGCAAGAAGGGGAACCAGAUUCUACCUCUGUUAGCGAAGGACAAGAUCGUAACACUGUAAAAGACCUGUCUUCAGAACCUAGUGACAAAAAAGUUACUGUUGAAAAAACUGUUACUAAAAUUUAUUGUUGUCAGUAUUGUGAUAGAGAAUUUGAAGGAAAAUCACUUCUGUUACUACAUGAAAAACAACAUUUAAUUGGUAACUGAUAAAAAUACGGUUUAAAUUUAAUAUUUUUACUUAAAAUACCAAUCUUUCUUUAUUACAAGGAAAAGUAAAAUUAUUUUGGUAUAUGGGAGAUAACUCUCAAUUUUUUUGUAAAAAACUUUAGUGCUUGGUGAAUAAAGGCCUUUCAGAUAUAUGCAUUAUAAUUCUUUAAUAUAUUAGUCCUGUUAAAUGAUCAAACUGAAACAAAAUAAUGUUAAAAGUGCAAUAAACUAUCAUUAGAACAAUUAUCAUUUUUAUAAGGCAUUUGUAUAUUACCGUAGUUGUAGUUUUUUAAGUUUUCAUUCAUUCAAUAAAUAUAAAGUGCAAUUUUAAAUCAUUCAUAUAUAAUUAGAUUUUUUCUUAGAAAUCCAUGUUUUUAUGUUAUAGAUAUAUACUUGAUUUAAUUUCUUUUUCAUUUUUCAUUGUAAAUAGAGAUACAGUCUAGUUUAAAUAUAUCCUUAGAAGUAGCAUUAUUUUAGCCUUACAUUCCAAAGUUGUUAGUUAACAAGGUUACAUUGAAAUUAAAGUGUUUAACUUAUUGAAUUUAUGCAUUUUAUAAUGUUGUUAAUUUUUUUUCAAGAAAAGAAGUUUAAUGAUUGGAUUGGCAAAAUGAAAAAAAGGAUUUUUUGUUUUAUUACUUUAAUAUUAUGUCUUCCAACAUUGUUGAUUUUUAUACAAUUAUCGAUGUUUAACUGUUGAAAAAUUCAGAGGAUUUUUAUAUUUAUAUAUUUUGCCAUUUUACACAAGCCCUCACAUUCCAGAGAACACAUAUUGUGAUACCAUUAAAUGUCUUCCCAUUAUAAAAUGAAUAUGCAAGUUCAGAAUAUUUUAAUAUUGUCAAAAUUUAUUAAAUAACAAAUUGAGUAAAUCUUUCCAACGAAAACUAACUUCCAUCAUUUUUGUAAAUAGUAGAAUCGUAGAGAUAAUGGCAAGGUUUCUAACAACGAAGUUUUUCUAGUUGUUGACAACAAAUCAUUUGUCUUCCAUUUUGUAUAUUGUUAUAUAUUUCUAUUGGCAUUCACAAGAAUGAGCCUUACACAAUUUGUAUAUACCAAUUUUUCAUGUUUUUAUAUUUAUUAUAUAUUAUAUACAUGUACCUUAUAUAUGAGAGAUUGAACAUAUGUUUGUGUUUUAAAUGUGCGAUUUUUUUUCAUUCCAUGUAUCUUUCACAUAUACCAAUUUUCAUUCAUUUAAGUGUGAAAAUAAUGGCAUGAAUGUUUUGUGUAUGGUCUAAAUGUUAUUCAAAACUGUGGGCUAUAUUUGUUUAUUUUAUCUUACAAAUGCAUAUGAAGAAACUUCUUUUUUUUUAAACUGACAAUGAAUACUGUUAUAUAUAGAAAGUGUAAAUUUGCUGCUUAUUUUGCUAAAUAAUGUUCAGAAAUAAUUUGAUAUAUUUUACCAAAUUUACUGUUUUUAUUUUGCUUAUAAUGAUUUAAAAUAUUUUGAAAAAAAAUCAGCAGUUUUCUGUAUAUUUGAUAUUUUGUUUAUAUUUUGAAGAACAAUGAAGACUGAAAUGAUUUGAUAUAUUGGGAAAAAAAUUAAACCAUUUUCUUUAUGUUGCCUUUUUUCAAGAAAACAACAAAAAGAUUAAUUUUAUAUUCCUUCUGUUUCCUUAUAUUGCAUUUGUAAGCUGGUGUUGAAAUACCUCUAAGUAAUGUACAUAGUUAGUCUUUAUAAUCUUACUAUACUGGGCAGAAGGCCUUGGUCACUGAUGAUAUGGUGCUAUGUUACAUAGAAACUGCCUGUAAUAUCACUGCUGGGACAAUGUUGUAUGUUACACAGUCUAAGGGAGAUAACUCUGAAUUAAAUUACAUAUUUUUGAAAUUCCUAUCGUAAGUCAUUUAUCAUUUUAAAUAUGUCAUUGCGAAGAUGUUUUUAAUUAAUUUACAUUUUGCUAUAAUCAGAAAUAAUAGAAUUUGAUUAAAAAGUAAACAUGGUAUGAAUUUAUUCAUAGUAAAAAAUGAAAUUGUUUUAGCUCAUAUUUUUCAUAAUUACACAAAUAAAAUAAAAAAAAAAAAUGAAAACUUAUUUUUUUUUUAUUGAAUUGUGUUCUUCAAUUGCAAUUUGAAUAACAUAUAGAUUAAGAUUGUGUAUCAUGCAACAUUUAGUGUAAAAUGCUUCUCAUAAAUUCAUUGAAGUUAGGUGCUAAAAUGUUAUUCAGUCAUGAGUUUUAUCGUAAGGGCAGUUGAUAAUGUUGCACUCGAUGUAAAAGUUGAUAAUAUCUUAGUUAUUUUGUAAAUGAGGCCACAUUAGUCUGUUAGAAGUAAAAAUCAGAGAAAAAUUAUCACUUAAUUCUCUGGAUUUUUGAUAAAAAUAAUAGGUAUUUUUUUUCGUACAGCAUUUAAUAUAAAGUUUAAGUGCUAGAAAUUGAUUAUUUGUUCUGUAUCUGCAUGAGUGGCCAUUUUUUUUUAACCAAUUGGAGUAAGCAAAAUUUUGUUUCUAAUUUUCCAAAGACUAUGCAUAAGAAGAGAUGUUGGAUUUUUUUUUUAUCUGCAAUAAUCUGGAAAAUAUUUUUGAUUGAAAAUAUUUUUUGUCAGUAAAAUAGUAAUGCAAGAAAAUCCAAAUUUGUCUGAAAUGUUGACCCUGACUUAAAGAAAGGAUAUACUUAUAUUCAAAUUAAAAGAUUAAUUUGUUUGAUUUAUGAAAGAUUACAAUAUUAAAAAUACUCACAUGAAAUGUUUUCAUGAAAGUACAAUCAGGUAUGAGUUGAUUUUAAUGUGCUUUUAAUGGAAAUAUAUUUUAUCCACAAUUACAUUCUAUAAACUGCAAACAUUACAAGUUUUGUAUAAAAUUGUGUUUUAAUUAUAUGUAUACUUUAACUUGGGGCAAAUGUAGCCAUAAUGGAGGUUUAUCAAUACUAUUAGAAAUGCUUAAAAAGUUAUAAUAAAAAUAAUUUACUUAAAAA